GCUGCGUCGCGGCGUACGCAGUGUGAAGUACGUCGUUACCUGGCGACACGUCCGAAAUGCACAGAUUCGGCAGUCGUGAGCGCAGAUGGAUUAGGUAUUCGACGCUCCUCCCGCGCAAUUCUACGUGAGAAAAAAUAUAUACAACACGUAUGAAGGGACGACAGAACGGAUUUGAUUAAAUAAUACAGCGUCGGAUUUUGUUUUCCGUCGUGCGAUUCGCUCCUGCGCAGGAGCAACGCUCGGUCGAUGUGAAUCGGGCAUAAGGCAGUCCAAUAGGCGUCCGCGGGUCGUGUCACAACGGCGGCGACGCGGACGGGCGAUUCUUGCGCUGCGCGUGUCGGCCCGCGGAACUGCACGGCGGCGGCCGAACGUGUGUUAAAUGGCUGUGCGUCGGCCAUGAUGGCUUUGAGCAGGGACCGUGUCACGCAAACAUGUUUUCAAAGUGAUAUAUCUCGUUUGGUGACUGAGUGACCGUGUUCCAGCGCGAUGGCCGGGGAACGAUGAGGCCCUGAGCGCUCUCUGUGCCGGGUAAUUCGGCCCCAGGGGCCCCAGCCAGGCCUUCCUCCGCCAGGUCCACGGCCUGCGUUCCGCGAAGCCCGAGACCCCCCUCAGCCGACCCGACUGGCCUCUCACGGUGCGGUGGUGGCGGCGGCGGCGGCGGUGGCGACGGCGGUGACGACGGUGGUGACGACGGUGGUGGUGGCGGUCAGCCAUCCUUGGUUGUCAACACGCGCGAGCGCGAGCCAACCGCCCUUAGGAUGAGCAAGCUGUCGUUCAGGGCGCGCGCCCUGGACGCCUCCAAGCCCAUGCCGAUCUUUAUGGCUGAGGAGCUGCCGGAUCUACCAGAUUAUUCGGCCAUUAACCGCGCGGUACCCCAAAUGCCCAGCGGCAUGGAAAAGGAGGAGGAAUGCGAACAUCAUCUUCAAAGAGCAAUAUGCACAGGUCUAAUCAUUCCUACUCCUGAAGUAACUGAUCUGACAGAUGUGGAGGCUUAUAACAAGAUAUAUCCUGCUAAUUAUAAGCUGCCUCGUCAAUUAAUACACAUGCAACCCUUUGCUAUGGAACAAGAUAUACCGGACUAUGAUAUGGACUCGGAAGAUGAAAAGUGGGUUGCGCUACAAAGCCAUAAGAUGGAAUUGACUCCUCUCCAGUUUGAAGAAAUGAUGGAUCGUUUGGAGAAGAGUUCAGGACAAACUGUAGUUACUCUCAAUGAAGCCAAGGCACUUUUGAAAGAAGAUGAUGAUUUAAUUAUUGCAGUGUUUGACUAUUGGCUCAACAAGCGUCUCAAAACUCAACAUCCCUUGCUAUUAUCGGUUAAAACGGAGAAUCGGUUUGGCUCGGCUGCCAAUAAUCCAUAUCUAGCAUUUAGGCGACGUACAGAAAAAAUGCAAACCCGAAAGAAUCGAAAGAACGACGAAACCAGUUACGAGAAAAUGCUGAAGCUUCGUAGGGAUCUCAGUAGAGCGGUCACACUUCUGGAGAUGGUGAAACGCCGCGAAAAGACGAAACGGGAACAUCUGCAUCUCACAAUCGAGAUUUACGAAAAACGGUAUCAAGCGCAAGACUUUAACGGACAAAUAUUGGCAGAGGUGUCGGCGUUAAAGGCACCGAGACCAGCAUUUGCUCCACUCUUUACCAACCAGUUUGGCGUUCAUCAAAAUUGGACAAACAAAGUUUGUAAAGACGAAGUGGUGCCCAGGAAAGAAAAGAGACAAUAUAAGAAGCGGAAGCAUAAAACAGAUAGCAGGGGAGGAAGUUUGGACGACACUGGUAUUCGUAGCGGAACGGGUAGUGGUGGCGGGCGAGGAAAUCGCCCAGGAGUUCUCGGAAGUGGGCUGGACCCGCUCAUCAGUUCGGAUGAAGAUAGUCCGCUUCCAUCUCAUUCGCACUCCCAGCCCUCUUUACCCUCCGAUCGCGAUGACGAAGAUACCGCAGACGAGGGUCAAUUCGCCUUUCGACGAAAUAGGAAUAGCUCUUAUUUACCACCUGUAUCAGGUGGCUUUGGAAAUUGGCCUUGGUGUGAUAAAACCGAAGGCGGGAUUGCUGAUAAAAAGUAUAGGUUUGCAUUAACUAGCAUCAGCAAACCAGUGCCAAGGUGUAUUGGCUUCGCACGACGGAGAGUGGGUCGUGGUGGCAGAGUAAUACUAGACCGCUGUGCGUCCGAUAUGGAUGACAUGUGGUCUACUUUAGAUUUCACGAUACACGAUUCCAAGCGCGAGACAGCAGCUUUGAAUACAACUGCCACAGCAACGACUACCGUCAAAAAAGAGUGGUUACAUUUUCGACCAAAGACUCCACCUGUGCACAGUCCAAGUGAAGAGAGUAGUGACACAGACUCGGAUGUUGAGCCAACGGUGUCUCGAUCCAAGCUUCCAUACCCGUUCCCACCCGAGGCGACGUCCAUAUGCAUCGAGGUGGAGCCGGAACGCGCGGGUGACGAAUCACCAUUUGUGUCGGAGUUUAAUAUCGCAGAUUACUUUGCGAUGGACGCCGUGUCGGACUUUGAACUCGCGGUGGCGAGCCUCAGUAGUAAUACGAGUAAUAGUUCAUACACCGGUGGUCUCUUGGAUGGUGGCGUGAACGAAUCACGGACAGACGGCGAAUUGGGCAGUUCGCAUUUCGUGGUGACGCCACUCACGAAUAAUCUGUUUGCGCCACCCACCACGACACAACAAAUCCGGCUCGCCCAUUGUAGUGGUGGUUCUAGUGUUGUACAUACUUCUACGUCGAGUUCUUCGUUGAUUCCUUCAUCGUCCUCCGUUGUCGCGUGUAAUCCAGCUAUCGUGGCGUCGACUGCAGCGUCCACGCAGUGUACUGUUGGCACUGUCAGCAGUGCCGUAGUUGACACGCAGUCGAAUCAUCAGCCCAAGCAGCAACAGCACAGACAAUUGCCGAACAAUAGCGUGGCUGCCUCCAUUCUCUCUAAAUCCUUGACUAGUCCGACAAAUAAUAGGAAUGGAGGCAGCUCCGGCGGUAGUGGCGGUGGUAGUGCAAAUGUUAGAGUGUUUAGUGCGAGUACCACAUGCAGCGGUGGCAGUGGUGGUAGUAGCGGUGGUGGUGUUAGUAGUAGCAGCAGCAGCAGCGGUAACGGCAGUAAUGUCACAAACUUUGGCAAUAGCCACCAGAAUGGUCCGCUAUCACACAUAAACAACUCUAAUAAUCUGACGAACAGCACCCACGUCGUGAACAACCAACAGUCCACGUUAGUCUUACCACAGAAGCAUCCACCGUCCAAUAUGUUACCCGGCCUGAUAACGCAAAGUAAAUUGGUGAGCCUUGCGAGGCAGCAGCAACAGCAGCAGCAACAACAAACGCAAAAUCAGGUGCCACAGGUCCCAUCGUCCGGGGAAAUUACGCUUAAUAGUAAUAGUGAAAGUUUGGAUAUGGAAGUGGAUGGAGUGGACAGUUCGCCGUGUGACAGCAAGUCGCAGCAGCAGCAGCUUGUACGGGCGAACAAGACAAAUUCACUGGCGAUGGAAGUGACAUGAUGCCUGCUAUCGGCACCCCUGUUGCCGCCAAUACGUCACUGGGGGCUUCGCUAAUUCUCUUACCUUGCCUAUGUCUGCUUCGGGCGAGAGAUCGGACGCGUACCGAUACUGUUAUGUUGACGUGAAAGCGAUACGGCUAGGUACAAUUGCUCAUCCGAUCAGUUGUUUUGUCAUGGCGACGCUAAUCAGCGAUAGCGUGGAUUCUAAUGCAAGUACCAAGUUUCUUUUUCUUUUCUCCGUCGGGGAAUCAUGUAAUCCGUAUUCUUCAAAUUAUUUUUUUCCUUGCUCAUUGAACGAUCACCCACUGCUAAACGUAAUCGAUAGCCAUGUGAAAAAUGUUGCCAUUGUAGAUACAAAAUUCCAAAAUCGAUCGAUUCGAAACUAUCGUUCGAAAUUAGCACAAACGUUUUUAAUAACAAUGCUCAUUUUCUUUUAUGUUUUUAUAAGAAUAAGAAAUGAUAUAUAGAAUCUAGGACAAAUUCCUAAUCUUGACGCGAAUAGUUUAACUAGAAAAGAAAAUAAAGGAUUACGUAUAUAAUAAGUUAUCAAAAUAUUGCGUGCAAUACUUCUCAUUUACUUUUAUCUUAUUUUUAGUGACAAUAGUCUGCAACAAUCUCAUUUGUUCAAUGCAAGGAAAAUCGUAAUCGCAAGUUCGAGAUGCAAAAUUGAUUAUGUUGUUUUAUCUUGAUCAGAAUCGCUCAUUUAUAUCAGAUUAAUACAAUUUAAUUACACAAUAAUUGGGCGCACAAUUAAUGUAGCAAGCUUUCUCAGACACAGCAUUCAUUAUUGAAUUAUCGAAACUCUGCAAAAAGAAAAAAAUUUUUUAAUUUUGUACGUCUCAUAAUAUUAUUCAGAAUACAUAUUCAAGAAUAGAAGUUUCGUAAAUUCGAUAAACUUAUUUUAAUUAUCCUUGAGAUAAUUGUUAUUUUUGAAAAAAAAAAGAUUUUGAAUAAUUUCUCCAUAAGUUUCUCCAAUGCAUGGAGAAUAAGUACAGAGCAUUAUAUUAGCAAUGGCGGGGAUUGUAUAGUAAUCUGCUUGUAAGUAACAAUAGUAUAAUAAUAGAAUAUGCUCGAAUUACAUCUUAUCGCUUUCCAGAUAAAUAACGUUGCAGGAAAGGGAAAAGUAGAUUAAUUAAUUUCUUACGAAAGUGUACGAUUUUUCUCAAUAUUGUAUAUAGAUUCGGUUCGCGAGUAUUGUCCGACUUUAUAUAGUAAUGCUCCUUAUAUGUAUAUAUGUAUGUGUGUAUGUAUAUAAUGUGUGUACAUAUGUACACAGCAUAUGCAUACACACACACGCAUAUAUAUAUGUAAAAUACAUACAUAUAAAACUACGUUAAAGGCUUCCAGGCUGUGAAAUAUCGAAUAUGCUAUUGUUAUCAAUUGAUCUUUGAUAGCAUUAAGUCAUUGUAAUCGUACAAAAUUUCUUUUUCCCCCCUUCUCUUCAGUAAUCGCCAAGAUGUAUAUUUUGAUUCUUGCAUAUCUGUCGCCACGUAUUACGCGCAAUCGAUGUGCAAUUACAAUGUAAUAAUAACUUUAUAAUGUUGCGUUUGGAAAGCUUGUAUCAUGGGAUUUAUGUUUUGCGUGAAAGGAUCAUUUAUAUACUGUAUUAGAAUCUACAAAGUUCACUGGGAGAAACGUAUGAGAAUACUUAUGUCUUUCACACAUCAGUGACUGAAAUUACCACUAUCGACGUAAGUUAAGGAAAUAUCGAAAUACUUUUGAGCGAUGGUGUUUUGGCAAAGUAGAUACACAAGCGGUUAAAUUUUAUUAUCUCUAAAGGCAGAUUUAUUAACGCAACUGUAUAUGUAUUCUAUACGAAUUUAUUUCGUGAUUUUUUUUUUUACAUCUCUCCCGCGUAUAAACGAUUUUUAACGAGAUAAGAUUGAAGCAAGCUAUUACGAUAUUGCACCUCAUAUCACAGUUUUAUCAGUCUUCUCACAAAAACUCGGUAUCGUAGAUAAACG
Monomorium pharaonis (pharaoh ant) is the source of this 5451-nucleotide messenger RNA. It is a transcript of the gene E(Pc), whose product is annotated as enhancer of polycomb homolog 1. The transcript is spliced from 11 exons. NCBI's taxonomy places the organism in Eukaryota, Metazoa, Arthropoda, Insecta, Hymenoptera, Formicidae. Gene Ontology annotation, cellular component: piccolo histone acetyltransferase complex. Bases 759 to 3488 code for a protein of 909 amino acids. The record is from RefSeq and is a predicted model, not a curated record. Gene Ontology annotation, biological process: regulation of transcription by RNA polymerase II.